AUGGGCCUGCUAUUCAGCGUGGCAACGGGGCCUCGUGGCUAUGCGACGCCCUUGGACUGGAUUGUGGACGGUGGAGAGGGAAACUCACCUGGAUAUUCGCCUAAGGAGCUCUCAAGAAAAGACGACGACGAUAACCGAUUGCUCUUUGAAAUGCAGGGGCCCUAA
Coprinopsis cinerea okayama7#130 is the source of this 165-nucleotide messenger RNA. RefSeq lists its product as hypothetical. NCBI's taxonomy places the organism in Eukaryota, Fungi, Basidiomycota, Agaricomycetes, Agaricales, Psathyrellaceae. The transcript has a single exon. The record is from RefSeq and is a predicted model, not a curated record. The coding region runs from base 1 to 165 and encodes 54 amino acids.